This is a messenger RNA of Morus notabilis, 3544 nucleotides long. Its product is annotated as flowering time control protein FPA. The coding region runs from base 236 to 3226 and encodes 996 amino acids. Gene Ontology annotation, molecular function: RNA binding. The record is from RefSeq and is a predicted model, not a curated record. Lineage: Eukaryota; Viridiplantae; Streptophyta; Magnoliopsida; Rosales; Moraceae. The transcript has 6 exons.
UCCUCAAAUAUAUAUCCCUUCCGUAAAUCUUUACUCUCUCUCUUCCAUAUCUCUCCUCUCUCACCUCCAACCUCCAAAUUUUCUCUCUCUACAAUUCCAUUUCCAUUGAAUCUCCUUCAAACACAGCUCUCUGUUUCUAAACCCUAACCCUAACCCUAAUUCGGCCUUCACAAGCAAAGCAAUUUCCAUAGCCAACCGUCAGAACGACUCAAUUUUCCUAGGGUUUCGCUCGCGUAUGGCGCCUCCGGCGAUGUCGAGCAAGCAGCAGGGCGGCGGGGACGACUCGGAGACGCCGUCGAACAAUCUCUGGGUCGGAAACUUGGCCGUCGACAUCACCGAUUCCGACCUCAUGGACCUGUUCGCCCAGUACGGCGCGCUCGACAGCGUCACCUCGUACUCGUCGCGGAGCUACGCGUUCGUCUUCUUCAAGCGCAUGGAGGAUGCCAAGGCCGCCAAGGACGCUCUCCAAGGGACGAAUUUCCGUGGGAACCCGCUUAAGAUUGAGUUUGCUCGACCGGCAAAACCGUGUAAACAUCUAUGGGUGGGUGGAAUUAGCCCAUCUCUUACAAAGGAAGAACUGGAAGAGGAGUUUCUUAAGUUUGGGAAAAUUGAAGACUUUAAGUUCCUGAGAGAUCGAAAUACUGCAUUUAUUGAGUUUUUUAGAUUGGAAGAUGCUUCUCAAGCAAUGAGAAACAUGAAUGGUAAGCGUUUGGGCGGCGAGCAGAUACGGGUAGAUUUUCUUCGAUCACAACCUUCAAGAAGGGAACAGUGGUCUGACUCCAGAGAUGGACAUUUUCAGGGAAGGAGCAUGGGGCCUUCUGAUCUGAAUUUUCUUAAUAAAAGACAACAGUAUUCACAAGCUUCAGGGGGCCGAAAAGGAGAAGGUCAACCCAGCAAAGUUUUAUGGGUAGGUUACCCUCCUUCUCUACAGAUUGAUGAACAAAUGCUGCACAAUGCCAUGAUCUUAUUUGGUGAGAUUGAGAGGAUCAAAAGUUUCCCUUUAAGGCAUUACUCUUUUGUGGAAUUCAGAAGUGUUGAUGAAGCUCGGCGUGCCAAGGAGGGCUUGCAAGGUAGACUUUUCAAUGAUCCUCGAAUUAGCAUUAUGUUCUCAAGCAGUGACCUUGCUCCUGGAAAAGAUUUCACUGGCCCAUAUUCUGGAGGUAAAGGGCCUGGGACAGACAUGGCGUACAAUGAACACCCUUUUCGACCUUUACAAAUGGAUAUGUAUGGUCCAAAUAGGCCAAUGAUGUCGAACAAUUUCUCUGGACCACUUCCACAUGGUGGAAUUCUUGGACCUAAUAUGUCAAUGAGGCCUUUGGGUCCUCAAGGUAGAUUUGAACCUCUGCUUCCAGGUCCAGAGCUUAAUGAUUUGACCACCAUUUCAAAUUAUCAGGAAGGUAAUUCCAAAAAUCUAAUGGGUCCGAACUGGAGAAGGCCAUCACCUCCUACUGCUGGUCUGCUGUCUCCUCCUGCAUCAAGUGGUAAGACACAUACAAGAUCUGCAUCUAGUGCAUGGGAUGUGUUGGAUGUGAACCAAUUUCAGAGGGAUUCUAAACGAUCCAGGAUAGAUGGCCCUAUGUCCAUGGAAGACGCUUCUUUUCCAUUGAGAAAAAUUGAUGAUCAUGGGCUGGGUUUGGACCAAUCCUAUGGGCAUGGUGCUGAUCAAGGUGCUUCUGGCCCAUUUGCAAAUGUUCAAGGGAAGAGCCGUCUUAGUCCUGCUGGCCAUGGGGGUUUGGCUGGAGGACCUGCUCAAGUUCAUCCUGAUAAUGAUUAUGUCUGGCGUGGAAUUAUUGCCAAGGGCGGGACUCCUGUUUGCCGCGCUCGUUGUGUCCCACUUGGAAAAGGACUAGGGUCUGAGCUUCCUGAAGUUGUCAAUUGCUCAGCAAGAACAGGCUUGGAUAUGCUUGCUAAGCACUAUGGAGAAGCCAUUGGGUUUGAAAUUGUUUUCUUCUUGCCAGAUAGUGAGGAUGAUUUCGCAUCUUAUACUGAAUUCCUUCGGUACUUAGGUGCCAAAAACCGGGCUGGUGUUGCCAAGUUUGACGAUGGGACCACUUUAUUUUUAGUACCUCCAUCAGAGUUUCUAACAAAUGUUUUAAAAGUUGCUGGCCCUGAACGCCUAUAUGGUGUUGUUCUCAAAUUUCCACAAGUCUCUAGUAGUACGUUGGGGCAGCAACAGUCGCAUCUGCCUAUUCCUUCCCAGUAUGCAGAUAGGCAUCAGAUUCCUCCUUCCCAGGCUGAGUAUGGUGUACCAUAUAAGGAGGAACGAGUACCGCAAAUGGAUUACAGCAGGAUAUUGCAAGAGGAAUCUAAGCUUCCUCCAAAACCACUUUUUCCACCUGCUAGGGAGUCUCCUGGAGUGCAGUCAGUUCCCCAAGACUAUGCCUCUAAUAAUGCUGCGGCAGUCUCACAAGCUGGAGUUGCAUUAACACCUGAGCUAAUUGCUACUCUAGCAACCUUACUGCCUGCAAAUUCCCAGUCUUCUGCUUCAGAAGGUGCAAAAGCAUCAGGAUCAACAUUAAGGUCUUCACUUCCUCCCGGUGCACCUAAUAAAGUAACCCCACCUUAUGGAUGGAAACAGGAUCAUCACCAAACUUCUGACCAUAUAGGGCAUGGCUUACAACAAGUUGGGAGUCAAUUUAAUCCUCAGGCCCAGAAUCUUUCACAACUGCAGUCUUUUCCAUCUGUUUCAAACACACCUAGCCACCCUUCACAACCAGUCCUUGGUAGCAAUCAAUUCCAAGACUUUACUGUCAGUCAGUCACUGCAGUCUAGGCCUCCGAGUAACUUUCCGAUACCUCCUCAAGGAGGACAAACUGGUGCUUCCUCACAUCUGACUCAAUAUCAGGUUGAAGCUCCACCUGGUACCCAGAAAGGCUAUGGAAUAGCUCAUGGAACAGAUGCUACUGGAUUGUACAAUCCUUCUUUUUCUCAUCAACUCAUCAAUCCUGUGACUUUUUCUGGCCAGUCAUAUGGUACUAAUAAUGUGCAAUCACAAACUGUAAUGCCGAUCGCUGCUGAGAAGGUGAAUGCUGAGGUUUCAAAUCAGGUUAAGCAGCUGCAGUCUGCAAUUCUUGGAGCAGGUCAGGGAACAUCAGAGGGCGAGGUUGAUAAGAACCAGAGAUAUCAAUCAACCCUGCAGUUUGCCGCUAAUCUGCUUCUCCAAAUUCAGCAGCAACAGCAGCAUGUCGGUGCUCAAGCGGGGCGGGGUUCUGGAACUCAGCAAUGAAUUUGCUCCCCCAGGUGAGGGACCGUUUGAUUCACACCAAAGUCUCAAAUGAAGGACUCUACUAUGCAAACGCGUUCAUCGGAUAGAAAUGGCAAAUUGCGGAUUCCAAAUUCCAUUUCUGUACGACGCUGAUCAAAUUUGGGCUGUUUUCGAGGCGUAUUUCCAAAAAAAAAAAAAAAAAAAAAGUGGGUUAUAAUUAUUAGCAUAUAGGACAAUGCGACGAGCUAAUUUUCCUCCUUGUUUUUUAUUCUUCGUUCUAAUAUUAUUUUCGCUUCCAACUACAGCUUUAUCUGUCAAUAAUAUUUAUUUUUCAUUCAA